UCUUAAUUCAAGAAGUGUAAGCAUGAGCAGCGUUUAGCGAGAAAGCUUGUUGUUUUAGUCUUUUGUUGUCUGAAGUCUAAUUUCUAUCAGAAACAAGUCGAGCUUCUUAUGUCAGAUAUAACAAUUGAAACAAUGGCAAUCCAGCCAAAUGCUUCAUUCAAUGUAUCUGAAGAAGAAAAAUGGGAAUAUCUGAACAGGCGCCAGUCGGACAACAACAUUGCCAAUAUCCCAUCAUUUUUAUUUAUGGCUCUGGCCUUUUUAUGUGGAAUCAUCGGGAAUUCCCUGAUUCUAGUUGUUUAUUCUCGGAAACGGAACAAAACACCAACUGUAAUCUUGAUUCAGUGUAUAGCUGUGAUGGACACACUCACUAAUCUUGUUCUGAUUCCAGGUACUGCUUACCAAAUAAGCCACACGUGGACGUACAAAAAUGUCACCAUCUGUAAAUUGUAUUAUUUCUGUAACAGCGUGAUAUCGUGGACAUCGGCCAUUCUGUUGUUGGUUGUUGCCAUAGUUAGAUACAGGAAGAUCUGCAAACCUUUUGGAAAACAAAUCAACAACAAAACAACAAAAAUAAUUUGCGCCUUCGUUGUUGUAUUGUCAAUAGUAUUCAGCUUACCGUUUGUAAUAUUGUAUGGCAUUAUUACUGCACACACUGGGCAUAAGGGCAUCACAGGCUACAACUGUGGAGUAUCUGACGCGUAUGUCCACUCACCCUGGCCAAUGAUGUGCUUCGGACUGUUUAUCCUUGUAUUCAUCACCUGUUCUGUGACCCUCUCCACGCUCUACAUUUUGAUUGGUUUAGAGGCCAGACGACGCCGAGUCUACUCAGGUGUGGUAUCGAUACAAAUAAAUAAUCGGCUACAACACGUUCAGGAUAUUAAAGUAGAAAUCACUCGACCUUCCGACGGGUCACACAGUGAAUCAGAUGAAGAUCUGGAACAGGGUAUGUCAAGAACAAAUGACGUAAGUCAGGAUAUUACCAAUGAAACAGAAACUGAUGUCAGUGAUACAAAUGUAUCUUUCGAAAACAACACAACUAUCCCAGCUCCAGUGGUCACUAUAGCUGUUCCUGCAACGACUACUAAAGAUGUGUCCUCAGGGACCAUUACAUCAAGUCACAAAAAUACAAAAAUCAAGAAAACAAAAAAUAAAAAACGUGCAGGCAAAACAACUCAUAUGCUAGUAGCAACCAGCGUCAUCUACAUCAUCUGUUACCUGAGUACUCUUGUCACGAUGUUGAUAUUUGUCACCUUUAAGUUAACCGGUAAAUUGUCGUUGGCGGAAGUUUCAGUUUUUAAUGUUUUCCUUGUUAUGUUCUUGGUGAACAGCUCAGCUAAUCCGUUUAUUUACAGUAUUUGUAAUCAAAGCUUUAGAGUUGAAUGUUUAUCUCUACUUAAUCGUUUAUUUAAAUGGUGAGAAG
Physella acuta is the source of this 1420-nucleotide messenger RNA. Its product is annotated as alpha-2 adrenergic receptor-like. Gene Ontology annotation, molecular function: G protein-coupled receptor activity. Gene Ontology annotation, cellular component: membrane. Lineage: Eukaryota; Metazoa; Mollusca; Gastropoda; Physidae. Gene Ontology annotation, biological process: G protein-coupled receptor signaling pathway. The record is from RefSeq and is a predicted model, not a curated record.